Molecule: messenger RNA, 8826 nt
Organism: Cavia porcellus (domestic guinea pig)
Lineage: Eukaryota; Metazoa; Chordata; Mammalia; Rodentia; Caviidae
Gene: Galnt5
Product: polypeptide N-acetylgalactosaminyltransferase 5
Exons: 10
Coding region: 457-3270 (937 amino acids)
Biological process (GO): protein O-linked glycosylation
Cellular component (GO): Golgi apparatus
Molecular function (GO): polypeptide N-acetylgalactosaminyltransferase activity
Source: RefSeq, a predicted model, not a curated record
UGUUUUCCUUAUGAGACGUGGUGUUGAGUUACAGCACAGCUGAGAACUGGGAGGAGAGAACUGCAGCCCCAGCCCGGCCCCCACCUUUUCUUGGGCUCCUAGGAAGGUGGACGUGGGCACCUAGAGACAGGGCCAAUGACAUGGUGAUCUGUCCUGUGUGUUGCAAUCUACUGAUUCCAGUGUGACUUAAGUCUGCUGUUUACCAGGGUUUAGCCGGGCCAGGCGAGCAAGCACAGAUGCUCUGCUGUGCAAUGCCACGCAGGCAGGGACUGACAGGCAGCAGGAGCCGAGCUUCCCCCUUGGACUGACUGCGGUUUCCCCACUGUGUUCAGGGCAGGGGGUGCUUUCUGGCAACUCUGCGGCUGCUGCUGUUGCUGCUGCUACUGCUUGAACCCUGUCUUCGUUCAGGUAAGCAGGUUCGAAGGGAGGGCAGGCUGCAAAGGAAGUCUUUGUACCAUGAACAAGAUCCGAAAGUUUUUCCGAGGAAGUGGGCGAGUCCUGGCAUUUAUAUUUGCAGCUUCUGUCAUCUGGCUGCUCUUUGACAUGGCAGCUCUCCGCCUCUCAUUCAGUGAGAUCAACACUCGGCUCCUCAGGGAAGACAUUGUACGGAGGGAGCAGAUAGGAUUCAGAGUUCAAGCAGACCAAGAGAAGAUCCUUUCCAGCAGCAUCAGAAAGAUGAGGCCUUCCCCAGGAGGACUUGGGAAGAGGGUGUGGGGGAAAGAGAACUUUAGAAAGAUUGAGGACAGUGUGCUUGAGAUGGGGGAUGAUUUGGAUCAAGCUCAGAAGGAAAGAAAGAUGCAAAACACCCUGAUGAAAGGCAAAGUUUUACCUUUGUGGCAUCCUGGACAUCGGCAGACUCCCACUGGGACUCUGACCAAGCAGAAGGCAGAGGUGAAAGGCAGCAAAUCAAAAGCCUUCUCUUUCCAGAUGACACCACGGCAAACAACAGUGCAGGGGGCUCAGAAAAGUCCAUUCAUAGCAGCAAGAAGAGCUGCACUGGUCAACACCUCAGGAUACACAGAGACUGUCAGUACAAAGCAAGAGAUCCUGAAGACUCAUAGUCUCAGCAGUGACACAUCAAAACAAGUAGCUGAGGGGGACAUCACUGUGACCAUUGAUCUUAGAACUAACAAAACAAAGCAGCAGUCUCAGGCAGUAGCAAAUAAGAGGACACAUCCUGCCAACCCACCCGUGCCAAACUCAGUGGAAGCCACAGCCUCAAAUAAAACUGAGACUCAGAACAAAGAAUUGCAUGCAAAGAAACACAAAGUCCAUAAGGGUCUUCCUUUUUUCAAACUCAUCACUGACUCAAAAGGCUUAAGGAAGCUGUCUAUGAACAAAACGCAGCUGAGAGGCUUGCCAGAGGAUGUUGGUACUCUUAAGGAGCAACUCAAUUUCUCCGAAAGCCAUGUUGUGAUUAUAACCAAGGAGGAGGAGCUAAAAACAGACACCAAAAAGACUUCCAACUCUAAAAUCAAAACUAUACUUCCUGAAAUAGUGGAUAAAAGUCAAGGAAAACAAAUUUCCAGGAUUAGAAGUAAAGCAUCUUUCCCCUCACCUGUUUUACAGAAAGCAAUAGUGUCUCGUACCAGAAAUGAAAUAGAUGAAGGGCUUAGGCCAGCAGGAAUCAAUCUCACUGCCAAGGCCCAGCCUGCAGAGCACAAACAAAGUCAUGCAAAAGUCCUUGUACCUGAAGACCAUGGAAUGCACCAGGUGUUAAAAAUAGAUGUGACACUUUCCCCAAGGGACCCCAAAGCUCCAGGUCAGUUUGGACGUCCUGUCAUUGUUCCCCCUGGAAAGGAAAAGGAGGCACAAAAAAGAUGGAAAGAAGGAAACUUCAAUGUCUACCUUAGUGAUCUGAUCCCAGUGGAUAGAGCCAUUGAAGACACAAGACCUGCCGGGUGUGCAGAGCAGCUAGUUCACAAUCAGCUUCCAACCACCAGCAUCAUCAUGUGCUUUGUGGAUGAGGUGUGGUCCACGCUUCUGAGGUCUGUUCACAGUGUUCUCAAUCGCUCUCCCCAGCACCUCAUCAAGGAGAUCCUACUAGUGGAUGACUUCAGCACCAAAGACUACCUAAAAGAUAAGUUGGACAAAUAUAUGUCUCAGUUUCCAAAAGUUCGGAUUCUUCGCCUCAAGGAAAGGCAUGGUUUAAUAAGAGCCAGGCUGGCAGGAGCACAGAAUGCAACAGGUGAUGUGUUGACAUUCCUAGACUCUCACGUAGAAUGUAACGUUGGUUGGUUAGAGCCUCUUCUGGAAAGAGUUUAUUUAAGCAGAAAGAAAGUGGCCUGUCCAGUAAUUGAAGUCAUCAAUGACAAGGACAUGAGUUACAUGACAGUGGACAACUUUCAAAGAGGCGUGUUUGUGUGGCCCAUGAACUUUGGUUGGAGAACAAUUCCUCCAGAGGUCGUUGCAAAAAACAGAAUUAAAGAAACUGAUGUAAUAAGGUGCCCUGUCAUGGCAGGUGGAUUAUUUUCUAUUGAUAAAAAUUACUUUUUUGAACUUGGAACCUAUGACCCUGGCCUUGAUGUUUGGGGUGGAGAAAAUAUGGAGCUCUCUUUCAAGGUGUGGAUGUGUGGUGGUGAAAUCGAGAUUGUCCCCUGCUCCCGGGUGGGCCACAUCUUCAGAAAUGACAAUCCGUAUUCCUUCCCCAAAGACCGCCUGAAGACGGUGGAGCGGAACCUGGUGCGGGUGGCUGAGGUCUGGCUGGAUGAAUACAAAGAGCUGUUCUAUGGCCACGGGGACCACCUCAUAGACCAAAGGCUGGAUGCCGGCAACCUCACCCAGCAGAGGGAACUGCGGAAGAAACUGAAGUGUAAAAGCUUUAAGUGGUACUUGGACAACGUCUUUCCUGACUUAAAGGCUCCCAUUGUGAGAGCUGGUGGUGUGCUUGUUAAUGUGGCACUGAGUAAAUGUAUUUCCGUGGAAAACACCACAGUCAUUCUGGAAGAGUGUGAUGCAAGCAGUAAGAGUCAGCAAUUUAAUUAUACCUGGUUAAGACUUAUUAAACAUGAAGAGUGGUGUUUAGCCCCCGUCCCUGACAAAGGAGCCCUAAAGCUGAGUACUUGUGAUAACAGAAACUCAGGGCUCAAAUGGCUGCAUAUAUUAACCUCAGUCUUCCAUCCAGACCUGGUCAAUCACAUCGUUUUUGAAAACUCACAUCAGUUGUUGUGCUUGGAAGGAAAUUUUUCUCAGAAGACUCUGAAAGUAGCUGCUUGUGACUCAAUGAAACUACAUCAAAAGUGGAAAUUUGAAAAAUACUAUGAAGACUGAAGAGGAGCCAAUGUUUUUAUCUAGAAAACUCUUUGGAUACUGUGAAAGUAACAGAGAACUUGGUGACUGUAUUUCUCAGUGUCAUUUAUAUUUUCAAUUCAAAUAGCAUUUGAAUGGAAGGUCUUUAAAAGUCAUAAUUUUUGGAAUAGCAAAAGAUUACUCAGGGAUAUAAUCCCCCAUUGAACUAGAGUCCUUUUUUACCCUGGGUGGUCUUUGGGAUCACCUACUUCCUUCCCUGUUCUGGAAUUCAUCCUACAAGUUUCUUCCAGGAAUCUCACAGGUAACUGAAAAUGAAGACAGAUGUUUGGAAACAACGAUACCCAUGAUGGUAGUGCUUUGUAAUAACUACAUUUGUUAUUAUUUGGCUUACAAAUGAAGGAAUAAGCAAUGAGAACCUGUCCUUUAUUGUCUAAUUUUUCAUCUCACAGAAACCUCUAGAAGUCUUAUAGCUUUGAGAUCUUAGACAGAUGCAUAAAGCUAGCACCCUGUUGAAACCCCUCCAGACUAAUACGUGUUUAUUGAACAGUGUGAAAUAGUAUUGGUCAAUUACUGAUAACACUGGCUAAUAGCAAAUGAUAGAUAAUUUUGACCUAUAUUACCAUGUAAUUUGUUUUUAUUUUGGCCUGAGUCAAUGGAGACAAUUUUAAGUGAGAAAUAAGAGACCUUUAAAUAUUCACUUAAUCAUAGAUAGACAUUCUAUACCUUAAAAAAUUAAUGACCUAUAAUUUCUGAGAUUUACGUGGGUAGUUAAAAAAAGAGGCUUGCAACACACUGCCAUCCCCAAAAAUGCUGUUAAUUAUUGAACACACUGUAGUGUAGAACCAUGUGAAAGACUCCAAACAAGUACAGUGGAAACAGCACACUGAAAAAUGUUCCGUUUUUUACAUGAAAGUAGUAAAUUACUACUUCCCUGGGUUGAAGUAUGCUAAAAAUGGCCCCUAAAAGAUUGCAAAGUAUAAAUUAAAAAAGCAUAAUGAAAGAGAAAGAGAAAGGAAGUGAAAUAAACAACUAUUAGAAAGAGAGCUAAGCAAAACAUUGUCCUGGACUUGGCCUACGAAGAAUGGGGACUUGAUACUUCUAAGAGGGAAAAAAAAAAAGCCCUAAAUAUGAACCUAAUGCAGGAAAGCAAGCUAUUUCCUUGCUAUAAAUUAGCUGUCAUCUUACAUAUACCUAUACCAAUACUUAGUAAGCAUACUAGGAAAAUAUCUUAGGAUGGCCUUACAGUCAUUUUGUUAAGAAAAUUGAUACCUUAAGAUAAAUUACAUGUCUAAAAAUUACAGGCCAAUUAGUGAUAGGAUCAGUAUCUGGAGAAAAGGUUCAUUCUACAGCUUUGUUUAGGCCCUUUGGCCUAAACAAAUCAGUUCCACAGCCAUUCUUAGAAAGAGAUAUCUAAACCUCUUCACUGGGGCUGGGUCCCCAUGGCACGCCCAUGUGAAUCAGGCUACUAUUUUUUUCCUUAAAUCUUUGUUCACUUGAGAUGAUGCUAAAACUGGGCAUUUUUAGUUGUUUUUCCUGUUUAAUACUUAAUUUUUAACUUCCAACUAAUUACACAAAAACAGAGCUAUUAACUAAGAGUGGGAAGGGGAACAUUUUUGAACAUUUGUGCCAUAUUCAAAAUGUUUUAUUCAGAUAAUUUACAAUUGCAGAUGAGAUAAAAGAACAACUAGAAAAUGAUACAAUUCGUUUCAAAACAGCCAUUUGGAGGUGGGGGAGGGACAAGUCUGUUGCCGAGAGACUCACUGAAUUACUGACCAUGCCGGUUGCCUUAUAUAAUUCUUCAUAUAACUGAAAAAUUUGAAAGGCCCUCCUCCAGCCUAUCAAACUUCUGUCUUCUCCAAAAAUCAGCUUUCACAAAGAAAAUCAAUCCUGUUUAGAAGAAGAUGGUUCAUAUUUUGAAUAUCCUUGAGGUGUACCAGCCAGCAAAAGCUGAAUAUGUUUCUCAAAAGAAACUUCUGUCUGCCUAACAUAUGUUCUUCCUGAUUUUACCUUCCUGAUUUUACCUUAUUAUAUAAAGCUCUAAUUGAUGGUAUAUUGUCACCAGCACAAAGGAUUGUUUUGGAAUAUUACAUUAUUUGUGCUGGAGGAAAAUUUUUAAAUCCUUUUGUCAUAUCUGUGCUUAAUUACUCUAAGAUUUCAAAGAGCUAAUCACCAGUUAGGAACCUGUGUGGGCCUCCCCUUGAGAAUACUGACUAAUUGUCAAACCUGCUACCUAAAAGAAAACAGGAUUGUCCUCUACAUUUUGUUUCUGUUUUUAGAAGACUAGAAUAGACCUAUAAGUACUACUAUAGCUCUUCAAGAUCUUUUCAUGACAAACUCUCAAAAUGGGCUGCAUGAGGGUCCUAAUCAGCCCUGAUUUCUUCAAAGAGGAGGCUGUAUUCUUGGGUUUGGCUUAGAUGAUUGUCUUUACUAGGAGAAAAUGUCUGCACAUCUUAACUUGAACACUAGAUAAUAUUAAAACUUACAUGAUUAUAGAAAAGUAGCUUACCAAACCAUGUCGGUGCUUCUGUGCCUUUCAGUUUGCACAACUGUGUUUUCUCUUCACCAGUUCCCCAGAGUUCCUACUCAGCUCGCCUGUAGGAUCACACAGCUGCUGUUGGUAAAACCAUCAAAUUUGCCCAGUUCUGCUUGCUGACAUUCAAUGACCUGUCACUAACAGGAAACAUGUGCCACAAUCACAAGGCAUCAUUAGCUUCACCACACUGAUCUGGACACAUACUCUUAGACACAAAACCAUUACAGCGCUGCCUAGGAGGCUAUACUGGGUCCACACAAGAAUUCAGUGUUCCCAGUUGGUCCUGAUUUCAAAAACAGCUGGAAAUGAUUUGUAAGAAUCUCUUGUGAAGAGAAUGGGGUUGAAUCAUACUAGAGAGUAUCUUAUUUUUUUUGUUCAAACAUUUCUAAUUUGUUUCAUGUUCAGCACACAAGAAAGAAUCCUUCCACUGAAGGUCUCAAUAUCUUCUACACAGAUAAGGAAAUUACAAGAGGUGAAGGUAAAAAAGAGAGGAGCUGAUCAUCGCUGAGUAAUAACUGUGUCCUAGGCACUAGAUGGGCUUCAUCCCACUGAGUGGGCCAGGCUGGUGCAGUCUCCUUCCCCCCUUAACCCAGAUAAGAAGGAGUCUCCACUGCACUGAGGUAUAAAGAGACAAAACUCAGUUACCAUCCUAACUUGGUUGCCCAGGAAUAUUCAUUCUCUACCCCAUAUAACUAAUUAGAGCCAUCAGUGCAGGAGGGCCCAGUUAAAAUUCCCUUUUGAUUGUAGACUGUUGACAUUGCAGAUAUUGUGACGAAUUGAACUCAAAUCAUUUUUUGCCUGUCUUCACUGUUGAACAGAUAGGAAAUGGAAGCGGGAUCGCAGUUAAGCAAUUUGUGUGGAGGCGUAUGUGUGACUGGUGACUCUACGUGUCAUGACAGGUUCUAUACCCUUGACUGGUUAUUUUCCAUUUUUACUACCACAUAUGAGAAACAGAAAUAAACACGGAGUGUGGCUUUCUCUGUGAAUAAUACCAGCUCCUUCUUCACCCUGUCUUUAAACAAAGCUGAGACAUUGUUCCAUUUGAACACAAAUGAAAAAUUUAAAAAUUGAAGAAUCCUUCAAUUUAAAAUGUCAAACCAUGACUUUCAAUGGUUUAAAAUUCAAAACCAUGACUUGUGUCAAUUGUCACUAUAAUACUUUUGCAACAACCACUGUAUAGGUUAUUCAGAAAUUACUGCAAGCCAAAUUGUUUUCAAGUAAGAAAAAAAAAACAAAAACAAAAGCUACUGUAUAAAAUAUUUAUUCUUUUAACAAGUACUCCAUCAACAAAUUUGAAUGAGCCAUACACAAUAUUUUAUUUCUCAGCAAUGCCAAAAGGAUGGUGUUUCAAGCAUUUGCAGUACUCAUGUCCAAGAGAAAGAAAAAGAUUAAAAACAACACCACACAAAGAGGAUUUAAUGCAUCUGUUUUCAAGCUUAUGGAUCAAUUAACCAUUACUAUUUCAAUUAGGAUCUCUUUGCAAGUUUACCUGAGCCUUUGCUUUGUAAAAACAAGUGAAAAUUCUCAUUUUCCAGCACACUGGGAAACUUUGAAUAUGCCAAGCUCUUCAUAAGGAAGAUUGCCAUAAAAUAAGUAAAAAAUAAUUUCUUUGAAAGCAAAGGUAUUCAUAUAAUAAAAUAUUUCUAUUUUAUUAUGAACUGAUAGACAUUUGCCUCAAGAUAUUCACUAUAAAUAUAUGUAUGAAUAAAGCCUUUACAGUAGGUGUUGAAAUAAAAAAUUUUGCUAACAUGAAUAAAGAUUUUGAACUUUGAUUAUUUGAAAAUAUCAAUUUUUGUAAAAAUGGAUGUUAUAUUUGUGUAUGUAUGUAUGCACAUGAUGCUUUGAAGGAACCAAGAGUUUCUACAUGCAACAUAAAGGCAAUAUUAAAAAGUUCACAAGUACUUUUAGCUUUCUUGUAAAUGUACAGUUUUGUCAAUAUCUUCCUUCAGCACUUUUACCUUGGAUACUGUUCUACAAGUUUAAAGGAGUAGUCAGAUUCUAAAUUAUCACUAGGUUUAUUCUUCCAUUUAGGAUUAGGAUAAUGUUUGUGCUUCUCCAGACAACUUUAGCCUUAAUUUUAUAUAUAUUCACUGCUGCAGGAAGGAAGUGGGCUUAAAAACAAGGGAAAUCAAAGAUCCAGUGGGUAAUUUUGUUGUUUAACUGAAAACAUUUGCUACUGGGAGAAGAAGUUCAAAACGAUAGAGGAGAGAGAUUUUCCAGUUCCUCUGAGCAUUUUUAAGUAUCCACCUUUUUGCCUCUGAUCAACUGACAUUAAUAUAAAGAAGUCAAACUUAUAAUUUGAAAUUUCUAGAAAAAUCCAAUUACUUUCUAAAUUCAUUCUUAAAAUUCUUCUGAGGUAGCAGUUAGUGACUAGAUAGGACUGGUUUAUUUUAAUCUUGUAUCUGGGUGAUUUCUGCCUCCUUUACUUCUUGGGUCAUUGUUUGAGUUGCUUGUAUGGUCCAGUUAUUUGCUGUUCUUCAUGAGCUUGUACAUAUUUGGUCUUUAUAUUUAUGAUGUUAUGUUAUGGCCUGAUAUUUUAAUAUUGGCAAAAUAACGUUUGACGUUACUUUUUAUAGCCCUUUUGUUUUUAUAGAGCAAUGAAAGUUCAAGCUUUAAGAGAAGUGGUUGCCUUUCUCAUAUGGCCAAAACAUAUUUCUUCUUUAUUAUAUGCUAGUGUUUCAUCUUUUUCCAUUAUUUGUCUAUUAUUGCUUAUUUAAAAUGUUUUACCUACCACUGUGAAAAACGUAAAUGUCUGUUCUCCAUUUGUAAAUUUGCUAAAAAUGCUACCCCACAAAAAUAUGCAGAAACAAUUACAAUAAAAGUGUCAUCAUUGUUGAAAUGUAUGCCUUGGAUGAUUAAAAGAUAAACAUGUCCUCUUCAGGUUAUUGGUAGGAAUGUGCAUCUAAAACAAUAUCUCAGUUUCUUUCACAGUAAUAGAAAUUUUUUGUGUGCAUUAAAUAUUCACCAACUAGAAACUCUUUUUGUAAUUUCAUAUAUAAUCCUUUUAUGACCCUUCUGCAAUAAAUAAUGCAAAUUAUUUGGAA